AUGGAAGUUAUUACGGGCACGGCUAGCAACCUUGUUAUCGGAGUUGCGGGAUACGUGUUCCAAAAAGUUAGACGUAAUUUCAGCUAUGUUUACCGCUAUAGAAGAAUGGUUUCGGAUUUCGAGAAGAAAGUCGAGACGUUGAAAGACAAAAGAGACAGACUGCUGCUAGAUGUUGAUGCUGCUGAAAAGAAUGGCGAGGAUAUAUACCCCGAAGUCAACAGUUGGCUGGCGAAAGCCGACAAAAUGACUGAUUCAGAGUUGAAGGAAGUGAAGGGUCUUGAAGACGAAGCAAAGAGCAAGUGUUUCAUCGGCUUGUGCCCUAAUUUCAAGGCUCGCUAUCAGCUUAGCAAGAAAGCAGAAGAAGAUGUUGCCGUUGAUGAACUCCUCCAAAGCAAAGGCGGGUUUGACAAAGUAUCAUAUCGGGAUGUCCAUCCUAUAUUGUUUGUACCUCCUAAAGAUUUUGAGGACUUUGAUUCAAGAAGGCUGAUGUUUAACAAAAUCACGGAGGCGGUGAAAGAUCCUAAUGUCAACAUAAUAGGAGUGCGGAAUGCUGGUGUUGGCAAGACUACGCUUGUGAAAGAAGGUCGACAAGUCAAAGAAGAUAAGUUAUUCGACUCGGUGGUUAUGGCUGUUGUGACUCAUACUCCUGACGUCCAGAAAAUUCAAGAUCAAAUUGCAGAUAUGUUGGGAUUGAAAUUUGAGGAGCAAAGUAUGACUGGAAGAGCAAGUCGUUUGUGCCAAAGGUUGAAGAAAGAGAAGAAGAUUCUUGUUGUUUUAGAUGACAUUUGGGCAAAAUUAGACCUGAUGGAAGUGGGGAUUCCUUUGGGAGACGAGGAUCAGGGAUGCACCAUACUGCUGACAUCCAGAGAUCUUAAUGUUUUGUCAAACGACUUGAAUGCUAAAAAGAGUUUUCCAAUCGGAGUUUUAGAACAUGAAGAAGCAUGGCAUUUCUUCAAGAACAUUAUAGGGGAUGGUGUUGAAAGUUCUGACUUGUUGCCUAUAGCAACUGAGGUAGCUAAAAAAUGUGGUGGUCUACCAAUUGCCAUUAGAACACUUUCGACGUUUUUGAGAAAUGAGCUUCCAUUUGUAUGGGAGGAUGCUUUGCGACAGCUAAGCAAGCCAUCGUCGAGCAACUUCCAAGGAGUACCAGCAACUGUAUAUUCAACUAUAAAGUGGAGUUACGAUCGUUUACAAAGCGAGGACCAUAGACAGAUUUUCUUACUUUGCAGUCUAAUGGGUCAUAAUGCUUCCCUUGAUUUGUUGCUUGUGUUGGCAAUGGGCUUAGGGUUAUUUCAUGGUGUCAGUACAAUUAAAGAAACAAGGAACAAACUGUUGACAGUGGUGAGUCAUCUCAAAGCCUCUUGUUUGUUACUUGAUGGUAAUACCAAUAUGCACUUUGAUAUGCAUGAUCUUAUUUCUGAUGUGGCCAUGUCAAUCGCUUCCAAAGGCAACCCUGUGUUUGUUUUAAGUAGCAAACAUGAUUUGAAUGAUUGGCCAGAUGAUGAAACAAUGAAAGAGUGCGAUAAAAUAUCAUGUUUUGGUAUGAGCGAGCUUCCUGAUCAGUUGAAAUGCCCCAAACUUACUUUAAUGGGUAUGGGUAGCAAGGAUCCUUGGAUGAAAAUACCAACAAACUUUUUUAAGGCAACGAAAAAUCUUAAAGUCCUAUAUUUGGCUGGCAUGAACUUGCCUUCAUCAAUUUCUUUGCUAGGAAACCUUCGAGCACUAGUCUUGAUUAAUUGUGUGUUGGGAGAUAUAACCCUUAUUGGAGAGCUCAAGAAUCUGGAAAUUCUUAACAUUGUGAGUUCUGAUAUUGAAAUGCUACACAAUGAAAUUGGACAACUGACUAAGCUAAAGCGGUUAGAUUUACGUGGUUGUUCCAAACUCAAAAGAAUUCCACCUGGUGUCUUGUGUAAAUUGUCUAGAUUAGAAGAACUAUAUAUGGAUAAGGAUUUUGAUGAAUGGGGAGCAGAUGGACACUCCAGUCAGGAAAGCAAUUCUAGUCUUGCUGAAUUGAAAGCUUUGUCAUGUUUAACUGCUUUAGAAAUUCAUAUCUCUAAUGCCAAGAUUAUUCCCAAAGACUUCUCCUUUGAAAAGUUGCAAAGAUACAUGAUUUUCAUCGGAGAAGCAACGCAUUGGGAUUGGAAUUGGAGUUGGGUUCGUGAGUACUCCAGAACCCUAAAGCUUAACCUGCGGACAAACAUUAGCUUUCUUAAUAAUGGAGUCAAAGUUUUAUUGAAGAAAGCUGAAAAUUUAUAUAUAGAUGAAGUGAAAGGUGUGGAGAUUUUGUUGCAUGAAUUAGAAGUUGGGAAUUAUUUUCAGCAAUUGAAGAAUCUGCAUAUCCAGAAUGGCGCGAUGGUCCAAUAUAUCCUUAAAGGGAGUGAUGCAGUUCAGAAAAUUGAAUUUCUUCAACUUGAGUCACUGACACUGCAGGGUCUACCGAAUCUCAUUAGCUUUUGCUCCAAAAAAGAAGGUUCAACUUCCAUAUCUCCACAAGAAAUUUCCCUUUUCAAGCAAAAGAUAUUGUUUCCUAAGCUAGAGAAGUUGAAACUAUUCUCAAUUGGCAUUGAAAGAAUAUGGAGUUCUCAAGCGUUUUGUUCAACUCAAAAUUUGACAAGUUUGAUCAUUCAAGGCUGCGCCAACUUGAAAUAUGUCUUAUCGGACUCCAUGCUUGAAUAUUUGCAGCAGCUCAAAUGCUUGGAAAUUAGUGAGUGCAAGUGCAUACAAGAGAUAAUGUCAACGGAUAAGAUGAUCCAAGAAACACUCAAAAAUAGAGCUAUAAUCUGCUUCCCCCGAUUGAACAUCCUCAAAUUGAAGGGUCUUCAUAAACUCAUCAGAUUUUGCCAUGAAGAUUAUACCAUUGAAUUUCCAGUCUUAACGAUUCUUGAGAUAGAAAAUUGUUCAGAAUUGAAGGAAUUCAUCCAUAAUUCUAUGAGGAAAGAUAUCCCUACCCAUGAAGUUUUGUUCAAUAAUAAGGUUGCUUUUCCCAACUUGGAGAAAAUCACAAUUUCCCAUUUGAGGAAUGCAAAGAGGAUAUGGUUCGACCAACUUCAUACAAAUUCCUUUUCUAUGCUAAAAGAGUUGACUGUUAAGGAAUGUGAUGCGUUGUUGAAUAUCUUUUCACCUUUUCUUUUGGGGCUUUUUCAAAGAUUGGAAAAAUUAAUAGUGAUUGAUUGUGCUUCACUAGAACAAGUGUUCCAACUCCAAGUGCAAGAUUUAGAUAUUGAAGAAACAUAUGUGGUAGACAAUCAAUUAAAAGAAGUGAAUCUCGUUCGCCUACCAAAGUUGAAGCAAGUUUGGACCAAUUAUCACAAAGGAAAUAUUUCUUUUGAGGGUCUACAACGAGUACGCAUUCAGGAAUGUUGGAGCUUGAAAGCUUUGUUUCCAUUUUCAAUUGCCAAAGAUCUUCAGCAACUUGAAGCACUUACUAUUAAUAGAUGUGGGUUGGAUGAGAUUGUUUCAAAGAGUGUUGAAGAAUCAGACGAACAGGAAAUUUGUUUUGCAUUUAAUAAGUUGUCCUACCUAGAAUUUUGGAAUCUACCAUACCUAACAUAUUUCUACCCAAGAAUGCAUAAAACAACAUGGACUGCACUAAAGCAAUUAAUGAUAUUUAGGUGUGGGAGGAUUAAGAUAUUUGGGCAUGAAGAAUCCCAAAUCCAACAUCCACUUUUCCUCAUUGAAAAGGUUAUCCCCCAGUUGGAGAAUGUUUCAUUUAGUCGUGGUGAUAUUGAGAUGAUAAGUGAUGGCCAGUAUGAGUCCGACUUAUUUUUCAAUAUAAAAUUUCUUCGGAUUUCUUGCUACUCUAAUGUAUCAGAUGUUUUCCCAAUUUCUUUCCUUAAAAGGUUUUACAAUCUUGAAAGCCUUGAGCUGGGUUCUUGCAAUUUCAAAGAGCUAGAUUCUUUUGAAAGCGAUGCAUGCGAAGAUAAAGACAUGAUCAUCACGAUCCCAAAGAUCAAGAAGUUGAAAUUGGUUGCGAUUAAGAACAUAAGACAUCUAUGGAAACAAAACUCCCUACUUGACCAUAUUUGUGCAAGUCUCAAAUGUCUCGAAGUUUGGGAGUGUGACAAUUUGAUUUGUUUAGGAUUAGAUCUUUCAUUUUUUGAAACUCUUACAACUUUAGAUGUCUGGAAAUGCAAUAAGAUGUUAGAUCUAAUAACAUCUUUCAAUGCUCGAAGUUUGGUGUGCCUUGUUACAAUGAGGAUAAGAGAAAGUAAAAUGAUGAGAGAAGUAGUUGCAAGCGACGGGGAUGAAGCGUCAUACGAGACUGUUUUUAGAGGGCUGAAACGUUUGGAGCUUCAUUGUUUACAAAACCUCACAAGCUUUUGUUCAGGGAAUCACACCUUAUGGUGUCCAUCCUUAGAACAAUUUACUUUGAGCCAGUGUCCUAGAAUGAAGAACUUCUGUCAAGGAGAGCUAAUCACACCAAAACUGGAUAAAGUGCAGUUAACAGAAACAGAUUUUAGGGGGCGUUGGGCUGGUGACCUUAAUGCCACGGUGGAGCAAUUAUACAAAGAGCAGGUUGGAUAUCGUGGUCUAAAGCAUUUGAAGUUCUCAGAGUUUCCAAAGCUCAUAGACAUAUGGAGUAAAAAUCCUCAAGAAAUGUUGGAUUUUACAGUUCUUGAAUUUCUGGAGAUUUGUAAUUCCAACAAUUUGAGGUACAUUUUUUACCUUUCAACAGCUUUCAGCCUAGGGCAACUCCGGCAAAUGGAAAUCAAGAGAUGCGGUAAUUUGAAACAAGUCAUCAAAGAAGAGUGUUCAAUUACAAUGGUUGAGGAAGCAAUAACAGAUAGUAGCAAGAUCAUUAGCAUAUUCCCUCGCCUACAAUCCAUUAUAGUGGAGUCUUGUCCAAAUAUGACAAGCUUUUACCAGGGAAGUAAAUGUCUUGAAUUUCCAUCCUUGGAUAAAAUUAAGGUAGUUGGUUGUUCAAACAUGACUACAUUUGUUUCUACAUUUUCAAGAGAUGAAGAUAAAGAAGCAAUAAUUGGUGACGAAGUUGAUAACGUUACUACAUUUUUCUCCAACAAGGUUGCUUUUCCCAAGUUGGAGAACCUCACAUUCUCCCAUUUGAGGAAUGUUAAGAGGAUAUGGUAUAAGCAGCUGUUGAAAAAUCAAAUAAGGUUGGAGACACUAAUAGUAACUGAUUGUGCUUCACUAGAAGAAGUGUUCCAACUCCAAGUUCGAGUGUUAGAUAUUGUAGAAGCAUGCAUGGUGACCAGUGAAUUAAGACAAGUGAAACUCUUUUGCUUGCCAAAGUUGAAGCAUGUAUGGAAUAAGGAUUCUAAUGAAAAUAGUUCUUUUGAAAAUCUUCGAGAAAUUUCACUUACUACUGAUGUCAUUGCAACGAUCACAGGUGGCCAGUUUUCCAUCGACUUGUUUUCCCAUAUUAAAGUUCUUGAAAUCAUUGAAAACCUCAAUGAUUCAACAGUUUUUUCAUUCUGUUUCCUACAAAGAUUUUCCAAUUUGGAAAAGAUUGAGAUGGUUGAUUGCAAUUUUAAAGAGUUGUGUCCUUACGAAGGUGAUGUUGGUGAGAAGAGAGACGUGACAAUGUUGCUCCCAAGAAUUAACGAGUUAACAUUGAAAGGUGUUGAUAAGAUGACACAUCUAUGGAAUCGAGGCUCUCCCCUCCAUCACAUUUGUACUAAUCUUCAAACUCUUCGAGUUUACAAGUGUGGCAACUUAAUCAAUAUAGCACGUGCUUCCUCAGCUUUACGAAAUCUUACAACUUUGGAGGUUGGGUACUGCAAAGAGAUGGUACAGCUGAUUACAUCCUCGAAAGCCCAAUGUUUGGAGCAGCUUGUUACACUGAAGAUAGGAGGAUGUGAAAUGAUGAGAGAAGUAAUUGCAAGUGAUGGAGAUGAAGCAACAUAUCAUGAGAUUAUUUUCAAGGAGUUGAAAUGUUUGGAGCUUAAGGGUUUACAAAACCUCAAAAGCUUUUGUUCAGGGAACUACACUUUGAAGUUCCCAUCAUUGGAUGACGUAACAGUGAUUGACUGUCCCGCUAUAGAGAAUUUUUGCAAUGGAGCUUUAAGCACGCCAAAGCUACAAGAGGUACAAACAGGACGGGAUGUUAGAAAAUGUACUUGGGACCUUAAUUCUACCAUUGAGCAGUUAAACAAAGAAGAAUGUGAUGAGAUGUCUGAAGAGACGGACAAAAAUGGUGGGCAUAAGGAGAAUCAUGUUCGUUGA
Messenger RNA from Gossypium arboreum, 6183 nucleotides. RefSeq lists its product as uncharacterized. Lineage: Eukaryota; Viridiplantae; Streptophyta; Magnoliopsida; Malvales; Malvaceae. The record is from RefSeq and is a predicted model, not a curated record. Gene Ontology annotation, molecular function: ADP binding.